AUGUUCUUUAUAGGCCCAGAGGCCUUAUUGAAUCUGAAGAUUCUAGAUCUUGAGGUCGUAUUGAACCCGAAGGUUCUAGACCCUGAGGCCUUAUUGAAUCCGAAGAUUCUAGACUAUGAGUUCGUAUUGAACCUGGAGGUUCCAGACCCUGAGACCUUAUUGAAUCCGGAGAUUCUAGACCCUGAGGUCGUAUUGAACCCGGAGGUUCUAGACCCUGAGGCCUUAUUGAAUCCAAAGAUUAUAGACCCUGAGGUCGUAUUGAACCCGGAGUUUCCAGACCCUGAGGCCUUAUUGAAUCCGGAGAUUCUAGACCCUGAGGUCGUAUUGAACCCGGAGGUUCUAGACCCUGAGGCCUUAUUGAAUCCGAAGAUUGCAGACCCUGAGGUCGUAUUGAACCCGGAGGUUCCAGACCCUGAGGCCUUAUUGAAUCCGAAGAUUCUAGACCCUAAGGUCAUAUUGAACCCGGAGGUUCCAGACCCUGAGGCUUUAUUGAAUCCAGAGAUUCUAGACCCGGAUGUCGUAUUGAAUCCAGAGGUUUAUGGGCUUGUAUGCAUUUUCGGGAGGAUCCAGGACACGGGACGUGAGUUUUUUCAGUUCAUGUUACCUGGUGUUAGGGAUGGACGCUGGUCGGAGUCGGAGCCGGAGGUUCGGAGUCGGAGCCGGAGCCUUGGAGUUGGAGCCGGAACUUCUUCACGUGAGAAUUUGAAUACCGGGGUCCUGCUCGGAUGA
Molecule: messenger RNA, 729 nt
Organism: Raphanus sativus (radish)
Lineage: Eukaryota; Viridiplantae; Streptophyta; Magnoliopsida; Brassicales; Brassicaceae
Product: protein PELPK1-like
Exons: 2
Coding region: 1-729 (242 amino acids)
Source: RefSeq, a predicted model, not a curated record